Messenger RNA from Pseudozyma hubeiensis SY62, 840 nucleotides. RefSeq lists its product as hypothetical. The record is from RefSeq and is a predicted model, not a curated record. Lineage: Eukaryota; Fungi; Basidiomycota; Ustilaginomycetes; Ustilaginales; Ustilaginaceae. Bases 1 to 840 code for a protein of 279 amino acids. The transcript has a single exon.
AUGGCACCACCACACUCUCGCGCACCCGUAGCGCCACAGGUGCUCGAACUUCCACUCCAACUCGCCAUCGUCGCCUUCUCCGUCACCCUCCUCGGUCUCACAGCAUGGGACUACUCUCGUUGGCAGAUCUUGAAGGAGAAAUCUCGCAUCAACAAUUUUGUGGAAUUUCAAGACAACGGUAUGCUCAUGGUCGUUUUGGCCGGCAUGAUCAUUUCCGCCAUCGGUUUCGCCUUUGGCAACUUGGCUGCCUUUUUGGCAUGCUUGCAGUUCCCCAAGCGUAGGGGUGAGAGGACUGGCAAGGGUACCUACGGAUACGUCUUGGUCGGCUUGGUCGAGUUGGUUCUCAGUGGUGCCUAUCUGGGUAUCGCCUCGGCGAUCACUGCCUACAGCGUCAACAGGCAUCCUAGCUUUGCCGCGGGUCCCAGCUUCUCGGAACCCUUCACCGACAACCAGAAGGUCUUCUUGCGAUCCAUCUACGAGAUGUUCAGGACCAGUCAGAACGGAAACCCCGCAACUUCGACCACCCAGAGCUUGGGCGCCCUCGGUCCCUGGGCAAACAUCACUACUUUGCAACAGGCAAACGCCUUCUUGGCACAGAACAGGUACCUCAACUACACGCACUACCGCGUCACCGUCGCCAUCGCCUGGGUCACACUCGCAACCACCUUCUUUGUCAUGGCGGUCCACUUCAUCCUGCCUGUCGUGCUGAAGGCUUUGGGCAUGACAAGGCCUCCCAAGGGUCAAGCACCAGCUAGGUCGGCAAGCAGGGCUCCUAUCGGAUACGGGGAGAAGAGGAAUAGAGGCCAAGGUUACAGGAGGGAGGAGUACGAUGAUUACUAG